Messenger RNA from Aethina tumida (small hive beetle), 3301 nucleotides. RefSeq names its product putative tyramine receptor 2 (gene Oct-TyrR). Gene Ontology annotation, molecular function: octopamine receptor activity. The record is from RefSeq and is a predicted model, not a curated record. Gene Ontology annotation, cellular component: membrane. Gene Ontology annotation, biological process: adenylate cyclase-activating adrenergic receptor signaling pathway. The transcript has 7 exons. The coding region runs from base 466 to 1818 and encodes 450 amino acids. Lineage: Eukaryota; Metazoa; Arthropoda; Insecta; Coleoptera; Nitidulidae.
UCUGCAUCCCGCGAGCAUCCUGACGCGCGACUAAGAACGCACGCAACAAUCGGCGUCUUUAACAAUUUUCUUCUCCGUUAAUUGUCCUUCCACAAUUAAUUAUCGAGUGUCGUUCAAAUAUGUAUUUGUUGUGACUGUAUUUAUUGUUGGUUAUUUAUUUAUUUAUUUAUUUAUUUUUGACUCAUUAUUGGACUUCUUUUAAUUAGUUUUGUGAUGGAUUUUUCGAUGUAAUUGUGACACUAAAAACUGUUUAAAAGACAAGUUUUCUAAUCCAAUAAAUCGAUCCCCGUCGCAUUUUAAAAACACAGUUUCAGGACGAGACGGGAUCCGGGUCCAAAAAUUCGAACACGUGGAAAAACCGAGCGUGUAUCAUGGCAGAUCUGCACGUGCCCUUGAAACAAGUGAUGGAACGACACAAGGAGAUGGUCAGGUAAACAGAACACGUGGAUCGUUUUCCAUCAAAAAAUGGAGAACACGAGCUGCGUAGACGAACCGUACGGUAACUUCUCCACCAUCUUCGGCCAGACGGACGUGCCGGAAUGGGAAGCUCUACUGACCAUCGGCACCCUCAGCCUACUCAUUUUACUGACCAUCAUCGGCAACGUACUGGUGGUUUUGAGCGUCUUCACCUACAAACCGUUGCGGAUCGUCCAGAAUUUCUUCAUUGUCUCGCUGGCGGUCGCCGACUUGACGGUGGCGAUUCUGGUGCUACCUUUGAACGUCGUUUACUCGGUUUUGGGACGAUGGACGUUCGGAAUAGACAUUUGCAAAAUGUGGUUGACGUCCGACGUGCUCUGUUGCACCGCUUCGAUACUCAAUCUUUGCGCCAUCGCCCUCGACAGGUUCUGGGCCAUAACGGAUCCAAUCAACUACGCCCAAAAGCGUACUCUUAAGCGAGUGUUACUCCUAAUCGCCGGCGUCUGGAUCCUCUCCCUCCUCAUCAGCUCACCACCUCUGAUCGGAUGGAACGAUUGGCCCGAGCCGGCCGAAUUCGAGAUGAAGCAAGAGUGCACCCUCACCCGAAUACAAGGCUACGUGAUCUACUCCUCCCUCGGCUCGUUCUUCAUACCCCUGUUCAUCAUGACCAUAGUGUACGUCGAGAUUUUCAUAGCGACGAAACGGCGACUUAGAGAGCGGGCGCAGGCGUCGAAAAUCAACGCCAUCUCCAAGAACCAAUCGACGAUGACACCAAGGGAACGACAACCAGACCAGGAGUCGGUGAGCAGCGAGACCAACCACAACGAACACGCCGAACUGAACGGCAAGGCCAAAGAGAAGAAGCAGAAGAAGAAGAAGAGGAAGUGCGGAGAGAGCAACGAGAACAACACGCACCUGAAGCCGAUUCUGUCGCACGAGGACUCCCUGACCGACAAUCCGGAGACGUCGUCGAUCUCGCGCCGGAACUCGAACCCGUGCACGUCGGACGCCAAGGCGGCCACGAUCAGCGCCCCGACAACGAUAACGAUAGCCAACUCGAGGGAGAGCCCGAAGGUGGUGCUGAACGAGGGGGGUGCGACGAAGAAGCCCGGCUUCGUCUAUCAGUUCAUCGAGGAGAAGCAGCGCAUCUCGCUGUCGAAGGAGCGACGGGCGGCCAGGACCCUGGGCAUCAUCAUGGGGGUGUUUGUGGUGUGUUGGCUGCCGUUUUUCCUCAUGUACGUCAUCCUGCCUUUCUGUUCGGUUUGCUGUCCGUCUAGGAGGGUGGUUAACUUCAUUACGUGGCUCGGUUAUAUCAAUUCUGUGCUCAAUCCGAUUAUUUACACUAUUUUUAACAUGGAUUUCAGGAGAGCUUUCAGAAAACUCUUAGGAAUGAAACCAUAAAUUACAAAUUAUUUUACGGUGAUAUCAAACCAAAAAUUUAUUAUUAGUUGUUUAAAUAAUAUUUUCCUGGCUUCAUGAUAUUAACAGCAUCGAUAUUAAUCACUUUAUGAACGUUCUUGUAAAAAAAAAAAACUCAAAGAACAUGUUUCGAAAUGAAGUGACUUCAAUGCGAAAACCUACUCUAAAGAUUUGUAUCAUUUUUAUUCAGCAGAAAUAUAAAACGAAAGAUAAAAAAUAUCGUCCCGCAUUUAAUUCCAUUAAUUCCCAUUCAAACUUUCCUCCUACAUUCAAAUAUCACUCGGACGUUAAAAAUUAAUUACUAAUUUUUCUCGGUUUCAUUUGUACAUUUCCAGAAUAAAUAAAUAUAUGUAUUAAAAUAGCACGGUUAUAUUUCAUAAUAUUUGGUUUGUUACCGCUAAAAAAUUUAUGAUACAUGCACAGAUCUCCCCUAAUAUUUUUUAAAUUUUUAUUCGAGUCUAAAAAACUAUUAAAAAAACUAGACGUAUAAAAUUACAAAAGUCCGUCGUCAACUAGAUAUAUCGUAUUCCCGUGUUUUUUAUUAAAGACUGACUGUAGAUAUUAAAAUUGAAGUUCGCUUCUUAAAACACUCUUGUAAAUAAGUUCUUCGUCUCCGUGCGGAAACACGAGAAACCACCAAAACACGAUUAAUAAAUUUUAAUUUAUAAUAACAAUAAGGAUAAUCGUGUGAGGUAACCCGCAUGUAAAUAGCCAUAAUUUGUCGUCGUUGUUUCCGCUCGUUCCAGUCGCUAGAAGUCUGUAAAUAUGCGAUAAAACGUAGGUGUAAUAAUUCGAUGAGAAAAAGUAGUUAGACCAUUCCAUUCGUCCUCGAUCUGCCCCGAAGGCGGCUGAGCCCUUCGUCAUCGGGGCAACGUUCGAUGCGUUGUUGUUGUAAAUUUUAAAUAAAAAAUUUAAUUAUAUUAAAUUAUAUGUGGAAUCAAAAUUGUUGUUGGUUCGUUUGUCACGCUUGAGGUUUGCUCUGCAGGAACAAACGAAGGAUGUUUUUUAUGGUGCUAUGAUGUUUUUAGAUUAGACGAAACGUUCCUCGAGAUUCGGACGUGGCAAACGAUACUUUUUAUGGAUGUAACAUAUUCGCUUUUAAACGACAUACCAAAUAAAUGAAUUGUUAGAUCUUAAUUAGGCUAGUGUUAAUUUUUACUAUGUGAUACUUAUAAAUAAAUUAAAUGAAUCGAUUAGACUCUAGUUAGGUAAAUAAUACGUAGGAUAAUAAAUUAUUAUUUAUUGAUGAUUGUAAUAUAAGUAGAUGAAGUUUGUUGUUGACUAAUUGUGUUUUGUUUUUGUUUCAUCUCAUUUUAUCUAAACAUUCAGUUUUUGACGUUGGUGUUUUCAAUUCAAAUUAGCAGGUUGGAAAAUUCAUGUUAUCAUCGAGGAAACAAGCAGGAAAUGUACAGUGUCAUAUUUUUUAAUGUAAAAAUGUUCGAAAAGAAUAAAAUGGAUUUCUAUU